UUUGUGAAUGUGCAUCAUCUGAUCUUGAAGUUUCACAUACAAGUGUAGACUUUGAAAGUGAACUUUACAAAAAAAUAUUUGAUUCGCAUGAAUUUUCACGUGACAAUGCAGCUUUAAGUACAUUUAUUACUGCAUUUAAAACACCUUGUCGUGCAAUUAAUCCAGUUACUAAUGAACAAUGCGAUGGUUUACCAAUAUUAAAAGAAUAUUCAUAUAUAAGAUGCAAUAAAUGGCAAUCUACUCAAUGCAAUCAUCGUUAUAUAACUAUAAAUUCACGUGUAAAUAGACAAUAUUUGGAAAAAUUAUUUUGUGAAUAUAGUUAUAUUGAUUCACAAUCAAUAAUAACUGAUCCAAUAAAAGAUUGUUAUUAUGUACAGCCAAUUAGUGGAAAAACAAGUUUAUGCCCAAAAAUAAUUCAAAAACCUUGUAAUGUAAAAUUUUAUCAUUUUUUACCUUUAAAUCUUGUUGAAUGCCCAUUUAUCGUAAUUGUUUCUAUUGGUGAGCAUAAUCAUCCACCACCACCUCCUGUAAAAACACCAUCUACAAUUGUACAAGAUUUGGAAAAUAUUAUUAAUUAUGAAAAUUCAUUAGAAUUAACAGGACGUAAAUUUUUAACACGUCCAAUGCUUAAAGCAUAUUUAAAUGGCGUACAAAAGUGA
Molecule: messenger RNA, 659 nt
Organism: Racocetra persica
Lineage: Eukaryota; Fungi; Glomeromycota; Glomeromycetes; Diversisporales; Gigasporaceae
Source: the annotation of a GenBank genome assembly